This is a messenger RNA of Rubroshorea leprosula, 712 nucleotides long. Lineage: Eukaryota; Viridiplantae; Streptophyta; Magnoliopsida; Malvales; Dipterocarpaceae. The record is from the annotation of a GenBank genome assembly.
CACGGCGGAAUUUAAUCCGUUUUAGACGUCUCCAUAUGAGUUUGAGUGAUCUCCUGGAAUGAGUUAAGAAGGGCAGAUACUUUUGGUGAAAAGUGAUGACGCAACGACUAGUGGCUCGUGCGCCGCGCUUGCAGAAUCCUUGAAUAUCACCAGUACUGUCUAGAGCCGAAACCUUCUAGACAACUUGAAAACUUGAAAUCUCUGCUUUUCCGCACCGUUGCAGCCAGAUCAUUAUGAGGAUGUUAGUGAAGCCUUUAUUCUUUAGAAACGUCCUACCUUUACGAUGCUUUUCAUCAUCAGUACCAAACAUGCUCAAAAUUGGAGACAUUUUAAGGCAAACAAGGAUAUUCUCAAACGAAGAUGUCUGUCAAUAUUCUAAAGUGACUUGUGAUGUGAAUCCUCUGCACUUUGACAAGGAAUCUGCUCGAAAUGCUGGAUUCGAGGAUCGACUUGUUCAUGGCAUGCUUGUAGCUUCUCUAUUUCCUCGGAUUAUUUCUUCCCACUUUGUCCAAGUUGUUAAUCUAAGGGAAAACAAAAAGCGAUAUAUGGCAAAAUUCUCAACAAAGUGUUUCAAGAAUGGUGAGAUUCUUGUUCUUAGUGGUGAGGCUACAGCUAUCUUGCCAACUUUAACGAUGGAAUUAGUGCGUUCUGAGUUUAAGUGAAGUUGUAUUUUGUAAAACAAUUCUAGUCUGAUUAAACGCAUUGAACUCGA